GAGCGGUUGUGCGAUCAGAUCGAUCUAAGAUGGCGACUGUGGAACCGGAAACCACCCCUACCACUAAUCCCCCACCUGCAGAAGAGGAAAAAACAGAGUCUAAUCAGGAGGUUGCUAACCCAGAGCACUAUAUUAAACACCCUCUACAGAACAGGUGGGCACUCUGGUUUUUUAAAAAUGAUAAAAGCAAAACUUGGCAAGCAAACCUUCGAUUGAUCUCUAAGUUUGAUACUGUUGAAGACUUUUGGGCUCUAUACAACCAUAUCCAGUUGUCUAGUAAUUUAAUGCCUGGCUGUGACUACUCACUUUUUAAGGACGGUAUUGAGCCUAUGUGGGAAGAUGAGAAAAACAAGCGAGGAGGACGAUGGCUGAUUACACUGAACAAGCAGCAGAGACGAAGUGACCUCGAUCGCUUUUGGCUAGAGACACUGCUGUGCCUUAUUGGAGAAUCUUUUGAUGACUACAGUGAUGAUGUGUGUGGAGCUGUUGUUAAUGUUAGAGCUAAAGGUGAUAAGAUAGCAAUAUGGACUACUGAGUGUGAAAACAGAGAUGCAGUCACACACAUAGGGAGGGUAUACAAGGAAAGGUUAGGACUUCCUCCGAAGAUAGUAAUUGGUUAUCAGUCCCACGCAGACACAGCUACAAAGAGCGGCUCCACCACUAAAAAUAGGUUUGUUGUUUAAGAAGACACCUUCUGAGUAUUCUCACAGGAGACUGCGUCACGCAAUCGAGAUUGGGAGCUGAACCAAAGCCUCAUCAAAGCAGAGCGGACUGCACCGAAGUUGAUUCCAUCCAAGUGUUGCUAAGAUAUAAGAGAAGUCUCAUUCGCCUUUGUCUUGUACUUCUGUGUUCAUUCUCCUCCCCCACCCCUAAUUUUUUGCUAGUGUGUCCACUAUCCCAAUCAAAGAAUUACAGUAUACGUCACCCCAGAACCCGCAGAUGUGUUCCUGACCUGCUCUGUAACAGCCGGUUAGAAUUACCAUGACACACACAUUUGCCUUUCCACAGUAUUCGAAAAAGAACUUGCAUUUCUAUUACCUUAGCAGGAAAGAUCUGAUUUUGUUCCACUCCAGGCAGGAGCGGACUUUGCUGGUGUGAGAGUCUGAGUACAGCUUUCUAGCAACCUUCUGUUUCCUGUCACAGCAUUGCUCUUGCUGUCCUCUUGCUGAGGGCUGCUAGAUUUAAUUUAUUUGCUUCCCUCCUUGAUAACAUUAGUGAUUCUGAUUUCAGUUUUUCAUUUGUUUUGCUUUUGUUUUUUUCCUCAUGUAACAUUGGUGAAGGAUCCAGGAAUAUGACAGAAAGGUGGAAUAAACAUUAAAUUUGUGCAUUCUUUGGUAAUUUUUUUGUUUUUUGUAACUACAAAGCUUUGCUACAAAUUUAUCCAUUUCAUUCAAAUCAGUGAUCUAUGUCUGUGUGAUCCCUAAACAUAAUUGUGGACUAUAAAAAUGUAACACCAUAAUUACAUUCCUAACUAGAAUUAGUAUGUCUGCUUUUGUAUCUUUAUGCUGUACUUUAACACUUUGUAUUACUUAGGUUAUUUUGCUUUGGUUACAAUGGCUCAAGUAGAAAAGCGGUCCCAUCCAUAUUAAGACAGUGUACAAAACUGUAAAUAAAAUGUGUACAGUGAAUUGUCUUUUAGACAACUAGAUUUGUCCUUUAUUUCUCCAUCUCUAGAAGGCAUCUGUACUUCGUAUUGCAAGGCAGUCUCUUGUGUCUCCUUAGAGUGUCUUCCCAUGCACAGCCUCAGUUUGGAGCACUAGUUUAUUAUGUUUAUUACAAUUUUUAAUAAAUUGAAUAGGUAGUAUCACAUAUGUAAUUAAACUGAUGUGGCUAUCUUUUUUUAAUAAAGUUAAGGCACAGUUUUUCAGUCUUAGGUUAAAUAAUGUACUUUGAAUAUGUUAAAAUUCAUGAGAAUUGGGAUUUUGGUGUAUCACCAUUUGAUAGGAACAGUGGCUGUAAACUGAUUGUUGAGUUUAAGAUGUUUUUACUUAAUGGCCAGAAAAUUAGCUUAAGGAAAGUAUAGAGGAACAUGCGUUAGGAACAUUAGUGUUACUAUCUGAAUAAAAUACAAUAAACAAGUAUUAAGAACUA
Molecule: messenger RNA, 2091 nt
Organism: Apodemus sylvaticus (European woodmouse)
Lineage: Eukaryota; Metazoa; Chordata; Mammalia; Rodentia; Muridae
Gene: Eif4e
Product: eukaryotic translation initiation factor 4E
Exons: 7
Coding region: 30-683 (217 amino acids)
Biological process (GO): translational initiation
Cellular component (GO): eukaryotic translation initiation factor 4F complex; cytoplasm
Molecular function (GO): translation initiation factor activity; RNA 7-methylguanosine cap binding
Source: RefSeq, a predicted model, not a curated record